Molecule: messenger RNA, 1336 nt
Organism: Closterium sp. Naga37s-1
Lineage: Eukaryota; Viridiplantae; Streptophyta; Zygnematophyceae; Desmidiales; Closteriaceae
Source: the annotation of a GenBank genome assembly
AUGGCGACAGCAGCGGCUCGUCCGCUCGUGACAGUUCAGCCGUACGACGAGGCCGGCGCGCCGCAGCAGGCGGCGCUUCCCGCGGUGUUCCUCGCGCCGAUCCGCAGCGAUGUCGUUAAGUUCGUGCACGCGAUGGUUUCGAUGAACAAGCGCCAGCCGUACGCCGUCAGCACCAAGGCCGGUCACCAGACGUCCGCCGAGUCCUGGGGUACCGGUCGCGCCGUGUCGCGUAUUCCCCGCGUUCCCGGCGGCGGUACCCACCGCGCGGGACAAGGAGCCUUCGGUAACAUGUGCCGCGGCGGUCACCUGUUCGCGCCGCUCCGCAUCUGGCGCCGCUGGCACCGCAAGGUCCCCAUCAAGAUGCGCCGCCAUGCGGUCGCCUCCGCCAUUGCCGCCUCCGCCGUGCCCGCGCUCGUGCAGGCGCACGGCCACGCCGUCAGCAAGGUACGCGGUGACGUAGAUGGCGUAUCACCCAAUACGGCCCAUUUUGCCGACCCGUUUGCUUCCCCAUGCUUCUUCGCUCUUCCCCUUCCCCUCCCUUUCAUCUCGCCCUGUCCCUCUUUCCACCAUACUCCCCGCUUUUCCACCGUCGCUUCUCUCCCUCCCCCCCCGCACACUCCACCCCCUCGUCAUUCCCUGUCCCUGUAUCCCCGUCGCCCGCCUUUUCAUACCUGUCCCUCCAUCCUCCCUCCCCCUCUGUCCCCUUCCCCCCCCUAUCCCCCUGCGCCGGAGCUGCCGCUGGUGGUGGGCAACGAGAUCGAGUCGGUCGACAAGACUUCCUCCGCGCUGAAGGCGCUGAAGCGCAUCGGCGCGUACGAUGACGUGGCGAAGGUGAUCGCGACGAAGAAGAUCCGGCCUGGCAAGGGCAAGAUGCGCAACCGGCGGUACCUGAGCAAGAAGGGCCCGCUCAUCGUGUACGGCACCGACGGCGCCAAGCUCACCAAGGCCUUCCGCAACAUCCCCGGCGUGCAGGUGCGCGGAAGAGCUGAUGUGCGGGUGAGAGGGUCAGUAGUCGAGAAGCUGAGCGUGCUCGACCUGGCGCCCGGCGGCCGCGUGGGGCGCUUCGUGAUCUGGACGCAGAGCGCGUUCGACAAGCUGGAGGGGCUCUUCGGGUCGUUCUCGCAGGCGCCCACCAUGAAGCGCGACUUCCUGCUGCCGCGCGCCGCCAUUGUCAACUCCGACAUCACGCGCAUCAUCAACAGCGACGAAGUGCAGAUUAUUUGCACAGACCCCUCCCUCCGCCUCCCCCCGCUCAUGCUUCCCUCUCCCCGCGCCUCACUCGCCCCGCGCCCCACUCCGCCCGCGUCCCACCCUCCCCGGGCGUCACUCUGCUCCU